CCUCAACAAAGAUGGCGACAAUACUUCCUGUCUUGGGCUUUCGCCUUUAACAAAGAUGGUGCUUAUGGUGCAGGUUACCUAACAGUCUGGAUUCCAGUUGCAGUUUUUUUUUUUAAAGAUACGUGUUUGCAGACGGGGAAAUGGAGGCUAGAGACAAGCAAGUGCUUCGCUCCCUUCGCCUGGAGCUGGGUGCAGAGGUACUGGUGGAGGGACUGGUUCUGCAGUAUCUUUACCAGGAAGGGGUCUUGACAGAAAACCACGUUCAAGAAAUCAAAGCUCAAGCCACAGGCCUCCGGAAAACAAUGCUGCUGCUGGAUAUCCUACCUUCCAGAGGUCCUAAAGCAUUUGAUGCAUUCCUAGAUUCACUGCAGGAAUUUCCCUGGGUGAGGGAGAAGCUGGAGAAGGCAAGGGAGGAAGCCAUAACUGAGCUGCCUGCAGUUACUGGUAAUCUGGUACAGAUUAAACCCAGAAGGUCUAUCCAAAAAGCCACAGCUUCUGAGCACCUGACAGCCAUACACAGAACACAGCCACCUGACUCCGAAGAAGGCAGUGAAGAAGCAGAAGAUGACCAGAUAACUGGCAUCCCGCCGCACAUCCUCAACAGUUCUCCAUCGGACCGGCAGAUUAACCAGCUGGCCCAGAAGCUGGGCCCUGAGUGGGAGCCCGUGGUGUUGUCUCUGGGACUGUCCCAGACAGAUAUCUACCGCUGUAAGGCCAACCACCCCCACAACGUGCAGUCACAGAUGGUGGAGGCCUUCGUCCGUUGGAGGCAGCGCUACGGGAAGCAGGCCACCUUCCAGAGCUUGCACAGGGGGCUCCAGGCUGUGGAGGCAGACCCCUCAGUGCUCCAGCACAUGUUGGAAUGAUGCUGCCUCCAUCAGCCUGCUGGGGAGCACAUGCCCAAGUGGCAUGUGCCGAAUCCUGACUUUCACCCAGGGCAGGUAGUUGUGGGGUUUUAUUUUUAUUUUUUGGUCUUUUGUUUUCAAUGAUACUUAGAUGAACGGAGAAAAUAAGAUUUCUACUGGACAUUACUUGAAAGGCCAGAUUACUCAGUAGGUCUCCCACAUUGGCUUGAUAAUUCAUUGUUUUUAGUUCCUUGAAGAUUACAUUGGUUUAAUUGUGUGGUUGCCUUUUAAUAAAUUGGUAAAUCAUA
Messenger RNA from Manis javanica (Malayan pangolin), 1153 nucleotides. RefSeq names its product CASP2 and RIPK1 domain containing adaptor with death domain (gene CRADD). Gene Ontology annotation, biological process: positive regulation of apoptotic signaling pathway; cellular response to mechanical stimulus. Gene Ontology annotation, molecular function: protease binding; death domain binding. Lineage: Eukaryota; Metazoa; Chordata; Mammalia; Pholidota; Manidae. Gene Ontology annotation, cellular component: cytoplasm. The record is from RefSeq and is a predicted model, not a curated record.